Messenger RNA from Populus trichocarpa (black cottonwood), 1116 nucleotides. RefSeq lists its product as uncharacterized. Bases 128 to 790 code for a protein of 220 amino acids. The record is from RefSeq and is a predicted model, not a curated record. Gene Ontology annotation, cellular component: myosin complex. NCBI's taxonomy places the organism in Eukaryota, Viridiplantae, Streptophyta, Magnoliopsida, Malpighiales, Salicaceae. Gene Ontology annotation, molecular function: cytoskeletal motor activity. The transcript has 4 exons.
AGCCAAUAACCGACCUUGGCUAGCGUGAAGCUACAGACCAAAAGCCCAUGCAGCCCGCCAAAUAAACCGGACCAACUUAGCCACCCACUGGAACUCACCGCCCCCCAAAAAAACUACUGAUCACAACAUGAGCAGAUUCAACCGGCGAGUCCAAAUCCCCGAUUUACAACUCCCCAAAUACGACGAUGCAGAAGAAGAAGGAGAUUAUAGUGAUAAUAAUGGAGUAGCGCGAUUAACAACAACAGGGAGCAAUGUGAGUGACGAUCAAGAACCAGUCAUGGGUGUUAAAGUUCUAAGACAAGCUUCGCGUCAUAGAGAUAUUAAAGGGGAUUAUCUUGAUGUUCCUUCCCAUUCGUACUUGAUGAAGAUUUUUCAGAAACAAGGUGAUAAGCAAGUUCUCUUUGCUGAUAAAGUUUUGAAAUUCACUGCUUCAGGAAAGAUGAAACACCGCAUAUUGUUAAUAACUGACUUUGCCCUUUACAUUAUUGACCCGGAGACUAAUGCGCUUAAACGACGAAUAGCUCUGGCAGCUGUAGAAAAGACAUGUUUGAGUGACUUAAGUGAUAAUUUCCUUGCAAUUAUCAUUCCAAAAGAGUAUGAUCUUCUCAUGGCCAGCACUAGAAAGACUGAAAUAGUUGCAGUGUUAGUUGAAGCUACCAAGAGUGCUUCUGACUUUGAACUUGAGGUGGUUUUUUCCAAUAGCUUUGAGUAUAAUGCAGAUGCUGAAUUGGUAAAGGAAAUCCAGUUCGAGGAAGUUGAAGGUACCCACUAUUACAUAGUAAUCGGGUAAAUCAGUGUUAUGUGCUCGUGAGGCCUUCUGUUCAUAUCCCUUCUUAUGUGCAUUUCAGGAGGAGUUAAAACCAGAAUCACGAGGAAAUGAGUAGCAGUCCACACAUGAUUUUAUUUGUUUAUAGAAGUCCACACAUGUUUUCAUUUGUUUAUAGACUACACAGGACAUUCAUACUGUUCAUUGUAAAGCGGGAAGGUCAUUGCAUUGGCCCAUUGAUAUAUUGUUUUGUUGAUGUUGAUUUUUUUGUGUCUAAUCCCCGUAGUAAAAGAAUUGAAGUUUUUCUCUGCGGAACUGGUUUCGGUUGUAUGAAAUGAGGUUAUUUUUUA